UGGGGGUGCUCGCCCCGCGGGUCCCUUUCAUUCCUGGGAAAACGCGCCGCGGGGCCUCCCCUCUGUCUGUCCUGCACACACGUGUUGCCAAAUCCCCCCGCGGCGUCUUUAGAUCUGGACUGGCCGCCCCACCUUCUCCCUCCAUUGAUCUGUAUUUUACUUUUUCUUUUCCUACCUUGUUUCCAUUGACAAAGUAGACCCUUUCCUUCAACACUAACCGUCUCCUGACACCGAGGAGAAGCCAACAGCUUAGGGCCUUUCCAGCGCGUUUUUACCCUUGCCUUGCUCCAACCUCGCCUAAUUUUGCCCACUUUACCUGUUCCUUGUUUGAUUUCUAUCCAAAUGCAAUUUCUUCCUUCAACCAACAUUUAAGGACCACCCUUAAGAGCUACAUUGCCUGAGUUUGAACCCUAGCUCUGCCACUUAACCACCCGCAUAAACCGGGCAAAGUAACUUUGUGCUUCAAAUUCUUCCUCGUGUAAAAUGAUGGUAAAGGUACUAAAUCUGUGUAAGUUAAUAGAAUACCUACAACAGUGUUUAGCAAGUAAUAGCGAUUUAUUGUUGAAUGUCAGCCACUCUUCUAAAUCUAGGAUGCAGAGACCUUGCUCCUCUGGUGUUUAUAUGUUAUCCAUCCUUUUUUAUCCAUUUUUUUUUUUUUUCAGAUACUCGUUUGUAGUUUCAUAAACAUUGAUGUUGGGUCAAUCAUGUUCUCAAUGUAUUUAACCACGUCUUUUUAAAUUUUUUCAUUUAGUUAUCAAAUUGAGAAUCUGAUGGCAUGGCAUUAAUCACCUUGAGGAAGAACCUUUAUUGUUUAUCUGAUUUUUGGAUGCAUAGAGCUCUGGCUGCUUUAAAAAAUCAACCUCUAAAUCAUGUUCACAAAGUAGUCAAGGAGCGUCUGUGCCCUUGGUUCUGUUCACGACAACCUGAGCCUUUCAGGGUCAGAUUCCAUCACGCCCAUUGUAAAAAGUUUCAUUCGAAAAAUGGAAAUGACCUUCAUCCACUCAGUGGGCCAGUGUUCUCUCAAGUAUCUGACUGGGACAGGCUUGAACAAAAUGUUAAAAAUAAGGAGAGUCAGACGUUUUACAAGAGACUGAGCAACUUGACUUCAUCAGAAGAAGUGCUAAGUUUUAUAAGCACGAUGGAAACCCUGCCUGACACUAUGGCAGCAGGAGCUUUACAACGGAUUUGUGAAGUGGAAAAAAAGGAUGGUGAUCAAGGGCUGCCAAAAGAACUACUGGAGAAUAGCAUCUUUCAAGCUUUAUGCUUUCAGUUUGAAAAGGAGCCCUCACAGCUGUCAAACAGUAGUUUGGUGACUGCUUUGCAAGCUCUGAUUCUGUUGCAUGUGGAUCCUCAAAGUAGCCUGUUACUGAACCUGGUGGCAGAAUGCCAAAAUCGUCUCAAAAAAGGUGGCAUGGAAGUUCGCAAUCUUUGUAUUCUUGGGGAAAGUCUGAUUAGACUGCACAGUUCAGGUUGUGUGACACUAGAACUCAUUAUAAAUCAACUGCAAGGUGAAAAAUUGGAAACAUUUACCCCAGAGGAUAUCGUGGCCCUUUAUAGAAUCUUGCAGGCAUGUACUGAAAAAGUGGAUGAACACCAAACAUUUUUAAAUAAGAUAAAUAACUUUUCCCUUUCAAUAGUUUCCAACCUGAGUCCUAAAUUGAUUAGCCAAAUGUUAACGGCCCUGGUGGUUCUUGAUCAAAGUCAAGCAUUUCCUCUGAUUAUAAAAUUGGGCAAAUAUGUAGUGAGGCAUGUCCCACAUUUCACUAACGAGGAGCUUAGGAGAGUCCUGGAGGCGUUCAUAUAUUUUGGGCACCAUGACACAUUUUUCACAAAAGCCCUAGAGCAUCAUGUAGCUGCGGUGUGCCUCACGUUGGAUCCUGAAGUUGUCUGCAGAGUCAUGGAGUACUGCAGUAGAAAACUGAUUCUUUCAAAACCCAUCCUCAAUGCAGUGGCAGAAACUUUUGUUUGCCAAACAGAAAAAUUUUCACCUAGUCAGAUUUCUGCAUUAAUGGAACCAUUUGGGAAACUCAAUUAUUUGCCACCAAAUUCCUCUGCUUUAUUUAGAAAGCUGGAAAACGUGCUAUUCACUCAUUUCAAUUAUUUUCCACCCGAAACAUUAUUGAAACUUCUUCAUUCAUGUUCACUUAAUGAAUGCCAUCCAGUCAACUUUAUGGCAAAAAUAUUCAAGCCUUCUUUCCUUCAACGGCUGCAAGGUAAAGAAUCUCAUUUGGACAAAUUGAGUCGGGCACAACUGACCCAACUUUUCUUAGCCUCAGUCCUGGAAUGCCCUUUCUAUAAGGGUCCAAAACUCCUUCCUAAAUAUCAAGUAAAGUCAUUUCUUACCCCAUGCUGUUCCCUGGAGACCCCUGUGGAUUCUCAGCUUUAUAGAUAUGUGAAGAUUGGGCUGAUUGACCUUUUAGGAGAAAGAUUGUAUUUUGCUCCAAAAGUGUUGACACCCUAUUGUUAUACAAUAGAUGUUGAAAUUAAAUUAGAUGAAGAAGGAUUUGUAUUGCCAUCCACAGUUGAUGAAGAUAUCCAUAAAAGGAUAGCGCUGUGUAUUGAUGGUCCAGAAAGGUUUUGCUCCAAUAGCAAACACUUACUGGGAAAAGAAGCUAUUAAACAAAGACACCUACAGUUACUUGGUUAUCAAGUUGUUCAGAUCCCCUAUCAUGAGAUUGGGAUGCUAAAAUCAAGAUGUGAAUUGGUGGAAUAUUUACAAAGAAAACUGUUUUCUCAAAACACUGUUCAUUGGUGACAAGAAUGAAUACUGGCUUCAGAACUCAAACAAUGAAAAAACUUGCAUUUUUACGGAAUUCAGUAUUAAAAGAAAAAUAUGUGAAUUAGCCACUUUGCAGAAUAUGUUCUAGACUGGUGAUCUGAAAGCAUCUAUAGUUUUCUUUAUACUAUGUAUACAUUUAUUGUGGUAAAAUUUAAAAUUAAUUUUAAUACUAGUGUCAUAGAUACUUUUUAUACAUCAAACAAUUGAUCAUGUGCAGUAAAGGAAUUCAAUGAAUAAAUGUGAUUUUAAAGUA
Messenger RNA from Symphalangus syndactylus (siamang), 3032 nucleotides. RefSeq names its product FAST kinase domains 3 (gene FASTKD3). Gene Ontology annotation, molecular function: RNA binding. Gene Ontology annotation, cellular component: mitochondrial matrix; ribonucleoprotein granule. Lineage: Eukaryota; Metazoa; Chordata; Mammalia; Primates; Hylobatidae. Gene Ontology annotation, biological process: mitochondrial RNA processing; regulation of mitochondrial mRNA stability. The record is from RefSeq and is a predicted model, not a curated record.